CUUAAAAUGACUAGUAUAGAGUGUAGCACAGAUGUAGCGUAGCUACGUAGGUUCGUAGCUACGUCACUACGUAGGUUACAAUCUUACGUCAUAAAUGAUUUGCGCGGUCAAUUUGAGCUGUCAACUGACAAGAUGGAUCGAUGGCUAAAGACAGGGUCAGUUAAAAGAAAAUUAAAUGACAAAUCUGACGUGACAGUCAAGGUGCAUCGUCCUGAUGCAGGAGAUCCAGCACCUACAAGUGGUUCAGCCGCAGCGACAAGUGAUUUUGUGUGCGUUACUGAGUCCCAGGAGAGCGGUUCGCCGUCUAACCACCACCCGGCUGAAAGCUGUGAAACUCGGCUUGAUCGCGGAAAGUCCAGCGCUAAAGUGAAGAGAAAAUAUCACAGCGACUACAUAAAAUUCGGAUUUUUCUGGACUGGAGAUGAAGAGCAUCCCAAUCCACACUGUGUUUUGUGCUACGAGUCGUUGGCUAACGAGGCUAUGAAACCCGCCAAGCUCAAGCGUCAUUUUGAGAGCAAACACAAGGAUUACAUCGGGAAACCUUUAGCAUUGUUUGAGAGAAAACGUGAUAAACUUAAAAAACACAUGACGAAGGCGCCCUCACAUUUUUUUGCGACGGGGGAAAAUGCGAAGGCUACAGAGGCAUCAUACAGGGUAUUCCUUCUCAUCGCAAAAACAGGGAAACCUCAUUCGAUAGGUGCGAAUUUAGUCAAACCAGCUGCCAAGGUUAUGGCUAAUGUAUUGUUUGGGGAGAAAGCAAGCGACGAAAUUAACAGGGUCCCCCUCUCCAAUGAUACUGUCCAGCGGCGAAUAACAGCCAUGGCCGAAAAUGUGAAAGAUCAGCUGAUCACACGCUUACGCCAAAGCCAGUUUUUCACACUGCAACUGGACGAGUCAACUGAUAUCGUGAAUGAGGCAAAUCUGCUGUGUUUUGUAAGGUACAGUUAUGAUGGCGGUGUGCAGGAUGAAUUUCUGUUUUGUCGUUCCCUGCCGACCAACACCACAGGGGAAGCCAUUUUUGACUCAGUCAACGAUUUCAUCCUGCAGAAUAAUAUCGACUGGACACGAUGUGUUGGUAUUUGCACAGAUGGUGCAACUGCAAUCAAUGCCGGGGUGGCAAUGGUAUUAUCCGGGACCUUUCCCGGCCCAAACCAUCGACCUGGCCUGAUUGGCCCAUGGGGAAAAUAGUUGUAACUAAUUUUUGUCACUAUCUUAUUCUUGCAUUAAUAUCAAUUCAACUGUAGUCUGCAUAAAUUCACCAUUGCAGCGCAGCCGCCUGCUGCAUCACAGCAGAUUAAAUAGGUUCUACCAUGUAAGGGAAUUCUCUCCUCCCAAAUGUUUCAGAUGGUUUGGCCCACGGCUCGUCUUUUAAAUAACAACGGCGCGAAACAGAGCGCGUCAGUGAUGGAGGGUAGAAAGAGGCCAGGUGGAACGGAGCGGGCUAAGCUUAAAAAAAGACAGGAGGUGGCAGCCAAAUGUGCCAAAUUGACAGAUAUGUUCUCAAGACAAGCUGGUAGGUUACUGAGAGAUAUGGAUAAUAGGCCUGGUUGUGAAUUUGAUCAAAUAGGCUAUAACGUGGCGAACGUUUGCAAUGUCAACUCAACUGUCAUCUGACUGCUUUUGUUGUUAAAUAUGUAAAAUCUCACAAUUUAUAUGAUUUAGAAGUGUAUUCCUAUAUUCAAAGAAGAACCGAACACUUUCUUUACAUUCCAGUUCUGAUGAACAAUUGCUUAACGCUUUAUCACACUGUAUCUCCUCAUCAACUGUAGCCUGCAUUCCCACAGGCGCGCACAUGUGGUUACUAACGCAAUAUUAAAUAGGGACGAUCACAUUUGUUGUUUGAUAUUUGUUAUUAAAUGCAUCUCAAACAUGCAAUUAAAAUAAAUAUAAUUAUUUAGAAGUGCUGUAUGCAAAUAUUGUACAUGGUUCGCGUGUGCAGGAACAGGGGCAGCGCGAGCACGUUGGGGUGUUUAGUUGCCUUUUUUAAUUACUGGAGAGUCUGCACGCGCGUUCUAUCCGCGGGAAUCAGCAUCAUGUUUCAUGUUCAAGCCUUCCCCUCCCAUUUAUUAUAAUGUGAGCUGAGCCCGCUCAGACCCGUGCAGGGAAUAGACUGUUCUAUUUUCAAGUUGCAAUGAGCACUUAUCCGGACACCGCGCGGGCACGACGCUUUGAUGUGAAAGGAAGAAUCUGUUUUCUUGUCGAUUUCUAUCCAUUUCGGACUGAGCACGAAUGCAGAUGCAGAGAUGUUCACGUCCCGUGCUUGCUGUGUGUAAACGAACAGAACACUUGCUUUACAUUCCAUUUUUCCAUUUUUUGACAAACAGUUUCAAAUGUGCUGUCACGCUCAUCUCCUCUGCAACUGUAACCUAUUUCGUCUCGCCGUCAUAUCGUGCAUUUCCACAGAGGCGCGCACACUGUGGUUAUCAACUCACUAUUAAAUAUAUUUUUUUAUUGUUAUCGAUUGUUUUCUAGCAACAGCUCAGCAGACCACUUCCAGUGCUACUGAUGAUCCCAAGGAGGGCACGACUACUGAAGGGCCAGAGUGGCCUGAAUUUGAAUUAAAUUCCCGGACUGAGAAAAUGGCCCACCCCGGCCCUGACUGCAAUGACUGGGAAACACAAGGGACUGGCAGCGCGCGUACGCGUGCUCCUUGCGCCACAGCAACACACUGUUGCAUUCACAGAGAACAGCUGGCUGUGAAAAAAAAUGCCACCAUGCCUCAAAUCAGUACUGGACGAGUCUGUGAAAAUUGUUAAUACAAUAAAAACCAAAGCACUGAACACACGUCUUUUUAAAGCUCUGUGUGAUGAAAUGGGAAGUGAACACACAAAACUGCUUUUCCAUACUGAAGUUCGCUGGCUGUCGCGUGGGAAAGUUCUCACCCGUCUAUUUGAACUGCGCGAUGAGGUGAUGUUAUUCUUGCAUCAUACUGAUGAACUGUAUGACAGACUGCAUGAUUUCCAGUGGCUCUCAAAAUUGGCAUACCUGGCGGAUGUCUUUA
Messenger RNA from Eleginops maclovinus (Patagonian blennie), 3001 nucleotides. RefSeq names its product zinc finger BED domain-containing protein 5-like. The transcript has 2 exons. Bases 133 to 1188 code for a protein of 351 amino acids. The record is from RefSeq and is a predicted model, not a curated record. NCBI's taxonomy places the organism in Eukaryota, Metazoa, Chordata, Actinopteri, Perciformes, Eleginopidae.